AUGGUUCCUCCAACAGGUGUUCCUCAUAAUUUAAGAGAAGCUCGUCUCUCUGAUGCUCGCACUGUUGAUACCCCUCUUGAGCUUAAUGCCAGCUAUUCUUCAUCUGAUGGUGUCGCCUUGUCAGAUCCCUCUCUAUAUCGCACUCUGGUUGGUAGCUUAGUGUACCUUACUAUCACCAGGCCAGACAUCGCUUAUGCAGUUCACAUUGUCAGUCAGUUUGUUGCAUCUCCCACUACCGUUCAUUGGGUAGCUGUGCUUUGUAUUCUUCGAUAUCUUCGGGGAACUCAAUUUCAGAGUCUGCUUUUUCCAUCUACGUCUACUUUAGAUUUACGUGCCUACUCAGAUGCAGAUUGGGGUGAUCCCACUCCGAUGCAUUGUGACAAUGUUAGUGCUUUUCAGAUUACUCGCAACUCCGUUUUUCAUGAGCGCACGAAACAUAUUGAGAUAGAUUGUCAUCUUACUCGUCACCACUAUUAG
Messenger RNA from Humulus lupulus (European hop), 477 nucleotides. RefSeq names its product secreted RxLR effector protein 161-like. The record is from RefSeq and is a predicted model, not a curated record. NCBI's taxonomy places the organism in Eukaryota, Viridiplantae, Streptophyta, Magnoliopsida, Rosales, Cannabaceae. The transcript has 3 exons. The coding region runs from base 1 to 477 and encodes 158 amino acids.